Molecule: messenger RNA, 1957 nt
Organism: Scophthalmus maximus (turbot)
Lineage: Eukaryota; Metazoa; Chordata; Actinopteri; Pleuronectiformes; Scophthalmidae
Product: histone H3.3A
Exons: 4
Coding region: 165-575 (136 amino acids)
Cellular component (GO): nucleosome
Molecular function (GO): structural constituent of chromatin; DNA binding; protein heterodimerization activity
Source: RefSeq, a predicted model, not a curated record
UGUUGCAUUGUGGGGCCGAUGAUUGACGGCGGCGGCAGCGGCGGCGGCCAUUUUCCCGCUGGACGCUGCUUCCCAUUGUGGAUACGAAGAAGAAAAUAGAAAGAAGCCGAAACAUUUGUCGCGACUUGUUCUCACUUUGCCCCCUUUGGUGAUCUUUACUCGUCAUGGCUCGUACCAAGCAGACUGCUCGUAAGUCCACUGGAGGCAAAGCCCCACGUAAGCAGCUGGCCACAAAGGCUGCGCGUAAGAGCGCCCCAUCGACUGGUGGCGUGAAGAAGCCCCAUCGCUACAGGCCCGGUACUGUGGCUCUGCGUGAGAUCCGUCGUUACCAGAAGUCCACUGAGCUGCUGAUCCGCAAGCUGCCCUUCCAGCGCCUGGUGAGGGAGAUCGCCCAAGACUUCAAGACUGACUUGCGUUUCCAAAGCGCAGCCAUCGGAGCUCUGCAGGAGGCCAGCGAGGCCUACCUGGUGGGCCUGUUCGAGGACACCAACCUGUGCGCCAUCCACGCCAAGCGUGUCACCAUCAUGCCCAAAGACAUCCAGCUGGCACGUCGUAUCCGCGGGGAGCGCGCUUAGAUGCGCCCUCCUCCUCUUGCUCUUUAACCUUUUCACCUCCUCCCGCCCGCCCGCCCUCCCUUCACCAGUCUGUCUCUCCGUCCCUCUGACCGAACCCCCCUUCUUUCCCCUUGUUAGUAGUGUGUAGAAGAAAGCUGAUUAUAUUAUGAAUAAAUAAAGUGUAUAGUCGUGUUUUUUCUUAGUGCUCUCAGCAGCAGACUUUUAGGGUACUCUCUUUUUGUGCAUGUACCAACUUUUUGGUGAUGCGGGCUCCUCAAGCACACGUCUCUUAGUUUUAAGCUGUUUCUAGUCUGACCUUGUGAGGUGAAGGAAAAAAAAAGGUUGGGACUAGAACAUUGCAAAUGGGGACAGACGGGAGAGGAGGGUGGGUAUUGUCUGCUGAGGGACUCGGGUCUCUUUUCUGCAGCAGGGUGCUAGAAGAACUUACCUCGUCUUCCUCUCCUGCCUCCUCUCCUCCAGCCUCCACAUGUAGACAUGUGCAGAAGCGAGAGCGUACGGAGGCUGAAGGACGGACUUUCUGUCCUCACACGUGUCCGCAUGAGCGCCGGCUCUCAUCACCACAGCAAAUUGAAUACAAUCCAUCGGCAUCCUUAGAGAAAUUGAUUGAUGAUUACCAUAUUAAUCAUUGCUUUCAUUUGUCUUGUGAGGUUUCUUUUUUUUCUUCUUUUUUUUCCUUCCAAAGUUUCACGCACAGGACUUUUUCCCCACUUCAAACUGUGGUUGACAUGGAGAUGGGGGGGAUAAAAUCAGAUUAAAACACUUGCGGAGAACAGAAAUAAUUUUGUUUUUCUACUGAAAUGUGAUGCUGCUGACUCGUUUUGGCACCAAAGUUUGAUCCUGCGUCAAUGCUCUUUUACUAACUGACAAGCGUUUUAAUCCUCACCUGUUUUUGUGGUGUUCAAAUUGGUUUCAUCUAAUUAUUAAAAAGCCAAAGCUUGGGAGCUCAUUGAUGGUGUCAGAUAAUUUUUUAAGCAGUGGCUCAUUUAAAAAAAGAAAAAAAAUGACCUUUUUAUAACAAAAGGUUCAUCAAAGUUUGUGAUGUUCUCUAAAACCAAAAGUUCUCAAAAGUGUGGAAAUUAUUUUUUAAAAAGACAAAAUAACUGAUUAUAAUAUAUUGUGAAUCAGUGUCACAUGAUAACCGUCUGUAUGAGUCCCCCCUUUGCUUCGAUUUUAUUUUCCUUCCAGAUCAGUUGAUCAUCUGUAUACCGUUUCUCAGGUUGUCACCCUUUUAACUUAAUUUUAGUUUUUUUUUCAAUUUGAUUUUUUUUCCUUUUCUUUUUUUUUCUUUUUUUGAAAUAUUGAGGAAGAUGUUUCAAUUAAAUAAUGUUUGUAAUUUCCAGAUUUGUCAUAUAAGGUGGUAAUAAAUGGAUGUUACACACUCA